Molecule: messenger RNA, 906 nt
Organism: Fusarium fujikuroi IMI 58289
Lineage: Eukaryota; Fungi; Ascomycota; Sordariomycetes; Hypocreales; Nectriaceae
Product: related to 2`-hydroxyisoflavone reductase
Exons: 1
Coding region: 1-906 (301 amino acids)
Molecular function (GO): oxidoreductase activity
Source: RefSeq, a predicted model, not a curated record
AUGCCGUCAGUUACAAAGGUUGCUGUUAUCGGAGCUAGCGGAAAUGUUGGCAAGUCAACUGUCAAGGCACUCCUCCAAGAAGGUUUUCAAGUGACAGGCCUGACUCGAGCAUCAUCAAACAGCACUCUUCCUCAGAGCAUCAACACUGUCAAGACCGACUACUCUGAAGAAUCUCUCCUCAAGGCGCUAAGAGGCCACGAUGCUGUAGUCAGCACGGCCUCUGGUAUAGCCCCCGGCCAGAUAUUGCCCUUCCAGAAGCUCAUGGUCAACGCCGCCAUCAAGGCCGGCGUCAAAGUCUUCGUACCCUCCGAGUUCGGCGUUGAUACAGCGAACCCAGAAGCACCCAAAGUCAUCCCUUUCGUCCAAGACAAGAUCGACACGCUUGGCUACAUCAAAACCAAGAAUGGGGAGCUUUCAUGGAUCGCUAUUGUUUCAGGUGCCAUGUUCGACUGGGGCCUCGACAUUCCUGGCUUUGGCGGCUUCGACAUCGCCGCUCGCACCGUUAGGCUUUUUGACGGCGGUUAUAUCGCUUAUGAGGCUACCAACCUGGAUCAGGUUGGGAGGGCAAUUGCCAAAAGCUUAAAGCAUCUCGAGAUUACACGCAAUCAACAUGUCUACGUCAAUAGUUUCACCGUGACCCAGAACGACGUCCUCCAUGCGCUGGAAAAAGCCACGGGAGACAAAUUCCAAGUUUCUCAUGGAACUGUAAAAGGUCUCUGGGAAGCAGGUGCUGAACAGGUCAGAAAUGGAGAUGCGAUGGGCGCUCUGGCUCAGAUCUCUGGUGCGAUCUACGGCAAGGGCGGUGUCGCGAAUUAUUCUGUUGACAAAGGACUCUGGAAUGAUAAGAUAGGAUUGCCAGGAGAAAACCUCCAGGAGUUCGUAGAGGCUUAUAUCAGAAACACUUAA